AAAGGAGUUGGUGCUCGUGGGAAACGAAGAUAAUGGUGCGGUCGUAGUUGGUGGUGGUAGUGUCAUCGAGUGGACCACGACAACAGUCGCCGGGCCGAUGUCAUCGUCGCGGUCCGCGUUCUCCGGAGACGAUGUGCAGGUGGCCGAGCGUGUAAGGGUGCGCGCGAGUUCUGAGCGAAGCUCAUCCACAAAGGGCGAGCAAGACGACGAGGAGCAGAUUAAGGUCACCAUCGCGCGCGACAACGAAGAUUCGUUUGCAUCGUCGACGACGACGACGACAACGACAACGACAACGACGACGACGACGACGACGACGCAGCAUCCACCACUGACUCAAGACACCUCUAUGGAAGCACUGGGUGCGAGCGGCUACAUCGUCUCGGCGGCGCUCGUGCUGAUAGUCGGAGCACUGGUGGGUGUCCUGGCGACGAUAUCGCGUCAUCUUCAUCAUCGUCGGCUGUUGGUGCAUGAGCCGGUUCCUCCCGGCUCUGCUUCCUCUUCUGCCUCGAUUCUCCAUCAUCAUCGGCAUCACCAUCAUCGUCAUCGUCAUCGUCGUGAGGAGCCACCGCCGCCGCCGUUACAGCGCUGUCUUCUACUACAAGAUCAUUAUCGUUAUCCUGACACACCCAUGCUGUCGGUGAGCCAAGGAAUGGAGGUCGGCAGCAGCGGACGCGGUGCAUCGGCGGAAGAUGACCCGACCGCCGGUGCGGUCGGCAGUGGAGUCGGCGGCGGCGGUGGCGAUGGCGACGAUACCAGAAGACGUCGAGAUAUACAGGCGGUGAUGAUCGCCGCGGCGAGGGAUCGCGCGAUCCGCGCGGAGAGCGUCCGGCAUGAUCUCGCCCUCAAUCUGCCGCCGCGACUCGAGCUCCCGGACGGCGAGGAGCAUCCGUACGGGGCGCACCCAGAUCUUCACCUUCGCAACCCGGAACAGGAGAGCGAGAUUUAUCAGAAGUGCGUGCGGGCGCCGCCGAAUCGCACGGUGUUCGAUAGCGAGAGUCCGCCGCCUUAUCGGACGCCAAGUAGCAGCCAGCAUCUCCACCCGGGACUGCUCGACAUGCCCGGCGACCGGGUGACGCGGAGUCAGAGCCCCAGCAGCAGCAAUUUGUUGUUAAAUACCGCACGCUCCAUGUUCAAGAUGUUCCCGAGCCAUACGACGCCAUCGUCGACGUCGAUGCCGGUCAACAAACCGCCCUUUUCCAGUUAUUCCGAGUCCAGUAGUAAUGUGAGCAGUAAUCUGAGCAGUAGCAAUCUGUCCAACAUCACCGUGGUGCCCUGCGAAACCGACGAAAGCCGGCAAGAGCAACAGCAGCAGCAGCAGCAGCAACAGCAACAGCAACCCCAGCAGCAGCAAUUCCAUCAGAAGGUCUGAUCCGCGGCGUCCUCCUUCCUUGACGCCGUUGUCGUCAUUGUCGCAGCCGCAUCGUCCGACCUCGAGAACGAACGAUGGUUCUCAAGAUUGUUCUGCGCGACUGCAACGACAAUGACGACGCCCUUCAAGACUGACUCACGGGAGAGGCUUCAACAUAGGAUAAAUUCCAUCGAUCAUGUUCCAUCGUGUUCAACAACGUGUAUUGCAUACACGCGAGAGAAUAUAAUAUCCUCCCGGCCGAUGGUAUCCUCGUUGAAUCAUUCUUCCGACGUUCUUCUAUAAUGAGAGAAAGCGAGAGAGAAUGUGUGUGUGAGAGAGAGAAAGAGAGGGUCGCCGUUCGUGGCCUAAAGGAGGGCCGGCGGAAGUGUGAGAGAAGCCGGCUCCUGUAAUGACUGAAAAGUCAAAUCAAUCAUCAAGACUGCGCUCAAUCGCCGUGCGUUGGUUCGCGCCUGUCCUCUUUUUUUUUUCGACCGGGAGAAUCGAUGCGCCGUCGCCGCCGCCGUUGUUGACGUGUCCCAUUGUGCAAUUCCACACGCGGCCAGUGUCUAGCCUAGAUCUCAGAUUAUUUCGAAGCGGUAAGCACGAGGAUUUACGAUGUUGCGUCGGACGUCGAAGAGGAUGGAAGGGGAGGAAGAAUGGACGGGGCGAUCGAAGCCCGGAAAGCGUGGAAAAGUGGCGUUACCAACGCGCGACGCGAAGCGAUGGCCUACCCUGGAACGAGGGGCUCCCCGGUCCGGGAAUUGGACGGCGAGAAGUUUCGCUUCGAGGUGAAACGGGGUGCGAGGUUCGCGACUACUCGCGCGAUACCGAUUCGGCAAAAAUCGGAGCGGAUCCGCCGGUCACCCUCUUCCAGCUCUCGAUCGGGAGGCUCGAUCGUCGAAUCAUCGCGGAAGUUUGUUCAUCGCGACGAAGACUUAGUAAAUUAUUUAUUGUCGAUAUAACAUUUUAUUCGCGACGAGCGGCUGCUGCGCGACGGCCGGACGGGGCAAGUGCGGUUACACGCGAUGGUGGUUGUGAAGAACAGGAAAAAAAAAAGGAAAAAAAAACGGACGAACGGGACACGAGUUGUAUGAGCGAAUUCGUUCGGUUGCGUGAGUGCGAGACCAGGCGUGCGUACGAGUAAAUGCAAGCGCGCGUGUGCGGAACGAGUAGAACGAAAGACGCGCAAGAGGCGCGGCUAAUUGCAGGGUCGAGAGGGAAAAAAAGGGAAAGAAAAAAAAAGACAGCGAGAGGAGAGGGAGAGAGAGAGAGAGAGCGGGAUCCGCGCGCGCGCUCGCGCGUGUUUGUGUAUGCGUGUGAGGAGUUGUGUAGGGGGAUAAUGUAGUGCCAAGAGUGAAAACGGGAACUCUGUACAUAUUAGACUAGGUAGUUCAAUAUCAAUAUACUUAUUACGACUAAAAAAAAAUGAUAUGCUACAUACCGAUUUAAAAGUAAAACAUCAAACAUACGUUACAAACACGCAUACCAUUAAAAAAACACGAGAUGGCCGGCCGUACGAAACUAUAAUGGGACGCGCACACACAUACACACCUCCGAUAUGCAAAUGUAUAUUCUUCUGGCAAAGUCAAAGUGUUGAAUAUGUUCUACCUCGAAUGCUACAUAUGUGCACUUGAUGCAAUCAGUAACAUUGAAUCUUUUCCGGUAUAGAGAUUAGAAAUAAUUAUAAGGGAAAUUCGUCGAUCUCUUAUUUUAAAGAUUAUGUGUUCGUAAUCAUUAGAUGUUCAAUCGUAAUCAUUAUAAGUAGUAAAAUCGAUGUACUGAUAAUUUAUUCAAAUGAAAAGUAAAAAGAGAGAACAAAUGGUCGUCUGUUACAUCGAUGCGUAAUUUUUAGAGUAAUUUUUAAGUGAGAUUUUCGAAAUUUCUUGCAACUCAAGUAGCUGGGACGGAAAGGAUUAAUGAUUCCCCUAAUCAGCAUUGCAUUAACUAUCGCAUAAGUUCUUUCUCUUUAGAUUAGAUUUAUGUCGUAAUAUACAGGGAGGAAAACACAAAUGCAACUGUUCGUCACGGUUACAUUGAUACUUCUGGUUAACUAACUCUUGCUUUUUAGCAAUUGCCCAUCUCUUAUUAAGUUAACUAUUCGUGUAACUACAACAGAGAAAGAGAAAAGAAGGAAAAUUUAGUUCAUCAACGCCAUAUUGAGUUAAAUCCAAUCGACGUUAAUACAACCGGUAAUUAACGAUCGACCAUAGUGCAUUCGUGCAUCGAGGAAGAAUCGAAUGAUCGUUAUUUGUUCGAUAAACAUUUGUUUUGCAGACAGAGUACGUUUGUAAUGGCGGCGUGCAUACAAGAGUACAUUUGCAAUGCAAAUCUAUGAGAAUGCGCAUCCCUUUCGCGUUCCGCAUGGCUCGCCCCUGUGUCCGACAUAACGCUAUCUUUAUUAUUAUUCAAAUAGAUAAGGCCUCAGUUUUGACAAAAUAGGACGAGUUCUGCUCGAACGAGGAUUCGAAUUCGCUAAUGCGUUUUUAACAAAUAAUUACAUUUCAGUAUAAUUUAUUCUCAAAAAUCGAUAGAAUAAAUAUCAAACUUUAACGAAUAUGUUAAAUAUCCUGCCUAAAUAGCCAUUACACGGCCCAUAGUUUUGCAAAUCAUUAAACCAUCACGUAAUUUUUAUUGGAAUUACUGUUAAAAUAUUUCUAGUAUUGUCUCUCGUAAAAGUAUAGAGGUUUAAUUAAAAUUUUAAGAUCAAAAUAUCGGCUAUGUGUAAUGCUUGUGCGGAAACGCCUUGUCGACUUUGAAUCUCAGUUUUGAGACAGAGCGAAUCACUCGAUUAUUUCAUGAGAAGUCACCAAUUAUUAUUGUAUUUCUUAAGGGUCCGCGACGCAGGGAGAAAUUGCAAUGAAAUUAUACCGAUACGUUUCCCUUUGUGAUUACGGAUCGUGCGUGGCGUACGAGGAAUGCGCGAGACAGGAAGGCAGGUGGCACGCGUAGAGCGGAAUAAUCUCUCGUGUGCACUUCGUUGGCGUUAAUUUCGCGAGCUUCCGCUUCGUUUCCCGAGAAAAUGGCCGGGUUGGCGCCCUUAGAUAACUGUUCGGAAUUCCGUUAAAAGUGCACGAAACUCUCAUUUUUUAUACCACCGCCCGUGCGUAUCCGCGACGCGAUUUCGUCACAAAUCGCUCGACACAGCAAGAUUCAGCAUUCGACGUGCGUGAAAGUGUAAUGUCAUCUUGACGGCGAGGUCCUAAUCAUCGUUAACGAAAUUCUUCCCAAGAGGAAAAUUGUAAAAUUUUAAUCUUUGUGUGUGAAAGUGUCCGGGCAUAUUACGCCCCGCACGGCGACGGUUGUUUCGUUUCAUGUUCAUUAAAAAUGUCGCUGUGUGGCGAGAGUCGAGGGAGAAAAUAUCGUCUUUCUGUUUCACCUUUGAGAUGUGUUCACGCGCAUGCAAUAUUAGGCGGCGAGGUUUAAUUGUAUUCUAUGUAAAAAAAAAAUUAGCGCGUGUACGGAGCGAAGCGAUCGAGAAGGAAUAUUGGCAAAGAUGUUUCUUUUUUUUUUCUUCUUUUCGAAUUCUCACUUCUAUAUUGCCCUUUCAUUCGCUUUCACCUUCUUCGCUGAUUACAAUCUCAUUGUCUCGUGCGCGCGUUUCUCUUCCGUAUGCAAAAGGAAGGAUAUAAUUUGUAUGUACAUGCGUAUUGGGAAAGCGGAUGGAUUGUGACGAGCGGAGAAAACGAAAUGCGGACGAGAGCGCAGAACAGAAGUGAAUUCGAGAAAAGGAAGUGCUGUAUAAUUCGAUGGGUCCUGUGCAAGUUUUUGGUUAAAUUUGCGACGUCGUCGACUUAGAUUGAAUUGUAAAAAAAAAACACGACGGCGCGCGAGCGCGAGAUAUUUUAGACGAUAAGUUCUAGGCGAAGUGAAAUUUUUAGCAAGCUAUUGUCGAUUACUAUUAUCGCUAUCAGACAUCGUGAUAUAUCUAGCAAUUUGUUAAUUGGGAUUUGAUGAGAGGUGCGAGACGUAUGAAUAUAAUCGUGGCCUUUCGACACGAGAGAGAGAGAGAUAGAGAGAGAGAGAGGAGAGAGAGAGAGUAACGAAAGCGAUCCUGUUGAAAAUAUCCUUUUGCCCGUCCGAAUUCACGGUUCAACCUUCGAGAUUGCUAUUUUAAGCGAUUUGAAAAUCGGAAUUACAUAUUACUUUGUAUAUACUAAUCAUUUUGCAAAACUGCUCAACUCACAAAAUUAUCAAUCAAACGCUUUAGACGCUCGAAAGGAAAAGAAAUAGUGAUAUUUAAUUAGUUUCAAUCAUCAUGUUAUCGAGAAUUGAGCGAAUUUGAUAAAUGACUGAUUAUCAAAUGCCGCACUUCGAGCAAAUAAGAUUCCAUUCUCAGCAAUCUCAUCAUCACGCGAGGCGCUGGCUUGAUCGUGGCAUCGUCUGCGAUUAGUAGCAGCGCGCAACGUCAGCAGACUCCGCGGCGGAAUCGAAACCGUAAUGUUUCAAAGUCCAUCGCUAAAUACGAGCGAGGAAGCAAUGAGAUAACGGAAAUGUGGCGGAAGCGGAGACUAAAGGUCAAUUAGAGCCGUAAGACUCCGGCUACAAGAGAGCAAAAUUGAAGACACAUCCGAUCUUUUACCUAUUCACAGUGGAGAAAUAACGUAUCAUGAGUGAUGGGAUUGAAUUACUUUUUUCAACUCUUUUUAUCACCAUAUUUUCAAUUGCCAAGAGUCUCCGCUUCGCGUUUUCAAUUUCGUCUUGAUUUUCCAUCGUUACGGACGGGCUUUCGAAGCGAGACGGUUGACCGAACGAUCUGCAGCUCUCGCACGAUCAAAAUCCAGCCGCGAGAUCAAGCCGGCGACUGCCGAUUAAUCUAGUCACGUUGAGCCAUGCGUCCGGCUGGGGAAACGAUCGCGGCCGCUGAUCCACCGAUUCGGAUAAUACAGCCGAUACCGUCGUCCUCGUCGACGAAUUUAGCGGCGGAAAGGAUAAGACACACACACACUCUUUCUCUCUCUCUCUCUCUCUCUCUCUUUCUUAGGCGCAAUGUGAUUUCCCAAGGUGUUCCAAAAUAAUUCGCGUCCUCCCUCCGGCGAAAUUGCGACGCGGAGCGGAGCGGUUGCAAGCGGGGUUCAAAAGUGGGGAUUCCCCCUUUUAAAGGCUUUCGUUUCUAAGCUGUAAUUAUAAUUGUACUGUUGAUAAGAUCGGUAUGUCUAGUCCCUCGCGGUGGAAGGGAGGUCGAGAGAGCUUCGCCAUUGUCCCUCUCGCGAAAUCCACCCCUGUAAGUCUUUCGACCAAUCGAGCCUAAUUUUUUUUUCCCUUAUCUCUUCCUCCCAUUAUGUCACCCUUGGCGUGGAUCUGUCUGAUCGAAUUGACUCGCGAGUUUGCAUUGUCGUCAAUCGGUCUGCAAAGAUUCCACGUGAAUCUUGAAUCAUUUCGUUACUUCCAGUUCUCUUUUGGUUUGCUUUAAUACGUUUUAAUUGAAAAUUAUUGGAAAAUUCGCGCGUUGUAUGAUACCGAAAUGGAUCGAAGAACUUCGAAAACGUGGACCGAUUGAUGGAUGCAAAAUUGCGAAUCGAAUUAAACAAAUGAAAUCACUAGGGAUGAUGUCUCGCCGUUGUUCGUAGGUACGUUGCGUCCUGCAGUCAGCCCUCCUACUGUUGCGUGCUAAUAAGGGAAGAUUCGUAACAUGAAACUCCUCUUUAUAACCGUUUUAUUCUCGCAAAAAAAAACGAAGGGAAUUAAUGAGUCAUGUUACGAGCUCGCCUUAUCGGUUCAAAAGUGUUAUCCGAGAGACAGAGAGAAUGAGAGAGAAAGAGAGAGAGAGAGAGAGAGAUAAGUGCGUUGCAGAGGAGCGUGACAAAGGCAGAAAUCACUGAACUUUGUACAUAUUGGAAUAUACGCUUUCUCAUAUUUCUUACAUGUCGGGAAAAAGCGUUCAAAGGGAUAGCUUUGUCUUUUAACUGCAUAGGCGUUAAAAGAUUUGUCUCGAAAAUUCAGUGUUCAUUAUGUAGUUAAGUAUAUAUUUUUUCUUUUAUAUAAAAUAGAUCUUUAUAUGUAAAAUAUAUAUAUGUAUGUGGCGCAUAUACAUACAUACACAGUACACACACGUACACAAAUACACACACACAUAUAUAUAAAGGUCUACUUUAAAAGGUUUACGUGUAUACAUAUAUUAGAUCGCACUGAGAGAGACAAUGCUACUUUGAAACGAUCUUUUUCUCGACUGACAUUUUGAACGUCAAUGCGCGUUCCGGCGUGUACAGAGUUCCGUGGCAGAAAUAAAAGACAGAACUUGUCGCGUCAUUCGACAAGUUCAAACAGCAAAAAAAUUGUUCAACCGUGGCAAUGCGCGAGAGCGGGCGAGAGAAAGAGAGAGAGAGAGAGCGACAGAGAGAAAGAGAUAGCGGAAAUCAGGACUCCUUUUUUUUUUUAACGUAAUCAAUCGAUGUCGUAGGAACAGUGUUAAAGUAGUAGAUCGCUUCUACCGAGAGUAACACGAAAAAAAAAUCAAGAUGCAAAGUUAAAAAGAAAAAUCUCAUCUCGAAGUAAAAAAAAAAACAGUUCGCGCGGCUCGUCGCGAGAAGCAAUGGGAAGGAGAACGGAAAGAGAAGGAAAAAGGAAGAGAUCGCGCGAGUUCGUGCCGCACUCGGAGAGAGGCGCGUCGCGCUUGCGAAAUUACACAUUUCGAAUGCGAGUCACGUUCGUUCGAGCGCGCCAUGGCGGGGCGAAAGAGAGAGAGAGAGAGAGAGAGAGAGAGAGAUAGAGCGCGUGAGAGAAAAAGAGCGAGAGAGAGAAUGAGAGAUAUGAAAGGGAGUUCUUUUUAUACACUAUAGAGAGUCGUACCACAACUAUCACAUAGGGAAAGAAGAAAAAGACAUGUUCGUUGUUCACUGCUCUGGCUUGCUAGGAAAAAAAAAGAAAAAGCAAACAAUGUAACACACGACGGGGCCGGCGGGAGGGGAGACUGCUCGAAUCGCGAUUGAGGCGCUUGAUAAAGACCGAAAGCCCGCGGGCAGCCCUUCCCGUCCCUGCCUCCAAUAUAAAUCGGCAACACUUCGACAUUGCAAGAUUAUUGGUGUACUUAUCACGCAGUUUUCUACAAAAUAAAGAAAACGGUUUUGACAAAAAAAA
Wasmannia auropunctata (little fire ant) is the source of this 8422-nucleotide messenger RNA. RefSeq names its product mitochondrial distribution and morphology protein 34-like. The record is from RefSeq and is a predicted model, not a curated record. The transcript has 4 exons. Lineage: Eukaryota; Metazoa; Arthropoda; Insecta; Hymenoptera; Formicidae. Gene Ontology annotation, molecular function: R-SMAD binding. Gene Ontology annotation, biological process: negative regulation of transforming growth factor beta receptor signaling pathway. The coding region runs from base 98 to 1369 and encodes 423 amino acids. Gene Ontology annotation, cellular component: Golgi membrane; early endosome membrane.